AUAUCACUGACAAUUUAUUUAUUUUUUUACUUUUUUUUAAAGACGUACUAAAAGUUAAGUAAUUAACAUGUCCACUCAUGUGAUUGUUAAACUUAGCACCAGAUGGUUCCGAUUAGGUUUAGUUUUGUUUGUAGAUUUUUUGUAAACUAGAUUAGUACUUUGAUUUGACACAAGAUAGCACAAUUAUGGAAAGAGCUUCUAGCCCCUACAGCCAUAACAGCAUACCGGAAUCGUUAGAAGAAAAAUAUCACACUAAUUACAUAUAUGACCAGGCCCCAAGAGUUGAGUGCGAUGAUCAGUUUCACAGACCGUUCACCUACUUUGAUCACGUCAACAGGACACCGUAUGAAGACCUGGAGGCAAAGUCUUCAGGCUCAUCGAUCACCUUUCUCUCUAAUUCAAUACCGUCACAAGAGUUUUUCUUUCCCUAUCAAUGUGACAAAACUGGCCAACCAAAACGCAUGGAUGUGUCUAAAGGCUUUUACAGGAGAGAGCACAAAACGGACAAAAGAAUAUUAUGGGAGAAAUAUAGAAGACAACGCUUAUGGAAGAAACUUAAUGAUAGAGUACGCUACAACAGAGCUCUACUCCCAGAGAUAAUCGGAAAAAUAAAGAGUUCAGAAUCGCUUACCUACACUGAGGCAGACCUAAACAGAAUAAGAAUACCAAGAUAUGAAGGUCCCGAGAGGCAACUCCAUCUUCAAAGUCUUCCGGACAUAUACAAGCAUGUGAGAGGGAUUAAGCCGUCUAAGAAGUUCAAAAGACAGCCCUUGAAGACCGGUCUGUGGCCGUCCGUCCGUCAUUUUGAGGACUCCGAAGGUUCGAUCUGGAGCUUCCAAGCCGAAGACGAUGUCAAAUCGCAUCCAAUUAAAAAUGCAACUUCAAAAGAGAUUCCAAUGAAGCGUGACACAAAAUUGUCUAUCGGCCAACCCAGGUCGUCCAUAUAUUUAUCGGUGGACGGGUUUAACGAAUCGAAAGAUGGGAAAGAUGGCAAAUUGGAAAGUAUCGCGUCGUCGAAACCCGAAAGUACGACUAAACCGGAAGAAGUUCCCACCGAACAGAAGUGGGACGUCUGUUCUAACAGAGAAACCCCGUCCAACUCUUCGUCAGAUUCCGAUUUGGAUAUUUCGAGUAUGACGGGGGAACCGAGUACAGUCGAUGAUAGUUCGGUGACGUCGGAAUCGAUAGAAUUGCCUCUUUUAGUUACCAAUCGACAUAUCUAUUCGUCCAGCAGUAUCGAACAGCUCAACAAACACAAAAACACCGAGACUAGCAAAGAACACUUGGAAAUGUGUUUGAAGGAGUAUCUGGUCAAUUUUACAGAAAAGGAGGUAGAGGAAGUUUACCGGAAAAUCAUGAGCGAUGCACAUUCUUCAAAAUCGGUUCAUUUGCAAGAAGAAAACUUGCCGAGCGGUGCUGAGCGUAAGGAACCAGUUUGUCCAAAACUCGCCCAAUCCGUAGCAGAUGACAAAGGUUACAAGAAAAAGGUAAGCUGCACCCAUUUUUCUCAGCUUCCUGAUGAAAGUACUGUUGAAUCUAUUUCGUCCCAAGAAGAGCGGACUGUUCAGUUUCCUCAUCCACUAACUAUCAAUGAUUUGAAUAACAUGAUAUUGGUAGACACGGAGAAGAUUCCAGACUUCGAAAGCCACUUACCUCCGGAUAAAAUUAAUUUACCCUCUCUCAAAAGAAAGUUAUUCUCUCAUAAAAGGAAGCACGCCUUUUCGCUUAAAAAUUCAAAGAAUAUGAAAUACAGUUUGAAGAUAACCCAUAAACUGGUACCGGAGCCGUUUUCAGGUAGAGUUUUCUCGCAUAAAAAGCCGCUGUUUACUUUAGAUCUUGAAGACGUGAUAGUACAAUCGGCGUAUCGGCCCAUCAAUCAGUACGCAGGGGAAAUCGUCACAAGGCUUCAACUUCCUAUAGAACAAAUGAGAUUGUUGGAUGAUCAGUCUAGCGUGACGUCGAUAAGCGAAGACGAGCAGGGAGAAGAGAAUUACGUUCUCAAGUUGCGGAAAGAAGUUCAGCGUCGUGAAAUGCAAAGGGCCGAGAUGCGGCUGAGCCCGCAGUAUACAACAAAGUACCUAGGUCCGAAAAUGGGUACCACCUUAUUGAAGCGCCAGCAACUGAACCGUAUCACAAAAGAAUACACCCACCAAGUGCUGGACAGAUCGGAUCGGAAGGUUUACUCCAGAGACCUCACGGUCGCAAUGCGAGACGGUAGACUGAAAUUCAAAAUGGGCAUCGCAGGCACCAGCGAAUAUUUAGACGAAGCCGACGACACAAUCGAAUUUUUCACCAUGCCUCCGAUAUUCCAUACCACCUUCGAAUUGGACGCUAAUGCCCAGUGGAUUGAACCAAAUGCGGAAAGGAGAAGCAGCGAAGAAAGUGCUGAUAUAAACCUGUUUCGUUCGGUAUUGACAGAACAGUACGAGGCUGAAGCAAAGAGUGCAGAAGAAGCAAAACAGGAUUCCAAAGGGGUCAAUUUCAAGUCAACUAAGCGCAAAUCAAUAUCAAAAUCGCCGUCAUCGUAUCCAAACGAAAAUGACUCCUUACACGGCCAAAUGUCGGUAACUAAAAACGUUAGUGACGAUUUUAUACAAAAUGUCGGUAUUUCUAAAGGUUUAAAACAAAGAGCGCCAAUGCCGAUGCAUUGUUGGAUAAAAGCCAAAAAGGAUAUCAGAAAACUGCUAAAAUUUAAAAUUGAAAGGCCGCAACAAACAGAGGAUGAUGAAGAGUCGUAUGUCUUUAAAAAGAAGCGUUUCAGCCACAAAACGUCUGUGAUGAAUCUACGACAGUUCAUCAGAGAGCAGGAGUUCAAUUAUCCUUUAGAUAUUGCUUUAGAAACGGAAAAGCUCUACGAAAAUAUGAAAAUCGACUCAUUUUACGAUUCCGAUAAUAAUUUGCAAUUCUACUACCCUUACGACAGCCAUCUUUCUUACAAGCCGGGAGUUGUAAACAUAGAUUACAUGGCACUUUUAUUUGAGGAGAGGCAGAGAAGUAUCGCUUCUUCCUCAGAAGCAGAAGAAGACGAAGGGCCGUCGGACAACGAUUCUCAGUGGAACGUGAGAAAGGUUUAUCACCAAGAAGCACCGAUUUUAUCAGAUCGCGACUCAGAAUCGUUCGACGAAGACGUGAUACUAAUCUGCGACUGCCCAGAUGCGACAAAAAUCGGAGUAGAAUCUGUAGGGUCGGAUUCGGACAAAUCAGUCUCUCUCAUGUUCAAAAUGUUUAUGAGGGAUAAUCCCGGGCAAGGAUUCGAGGACGCGUACACCACGUGCAGGGCGAAUAUCUUUAAAACUAUAGAAGGUACGACAAAAGGUGGCGAUACCGAACAGAUCGUUUUUAUGGCCGACAAAAAGGAUUCCGACGAGAAACUAUACACAGGUGAUAAAGACAACGACAACGAUAGCGACGAAUCGAACGUCAGUGUAGAACUUAAAAAGAACAUGCGCCUAAAAUACAUAGAGAAACUCAGAGGCGCCAGUGUUGGGGAAAUAGCCAAGAAACAGGUUGCAGCCGAUGAAAAGUCCAAAAUGGGCGUGAUGAAACAAAUAACAAAGUCGGCUAUUAAAAAAAUCGGCAUCGCUGAUGACAGCGGUACGAUAGUUAGUUCAACCGAUUCGACUAUCGGUAUGUCUCAGGCCCAUUUGUCGGGCAAUUAUUCGAUAAGUAUCGAUCCUCUUGACAACGCCGCUACGCAGGAAGUUGAAGUAGAAAAGCCUUUCAUUCACGAGGAGUUUGUCAAAGCGAAAUCCUCUUCGUCCUCAAUGUCAACCGGAGAGUAUCGAAUCGAAAACGGAUUACCCGUGAAGCAAGUUAUAAAAAAGCGUCUCAACAGGGGCUACAAUACCCUGUUAAGAGUUUUAGUAAAGACUGAAAUGACACAUUUGAACAGGAUGCGUUUCAAGAGCACUUUUAACAAACCUUACAAAUGUUUAAAUAUAUGGAGCCGAACAAACAGAGCAAUUAAAACGUUCCAGAAGAAAUCUGAGAAGCCCUUGGAUAAGAAUGCUGUACUUCCUUUAAGUGAGUUUCCACCUUUAGUAUCCAACAGUCAGAUAGCUGAGACAGAAAUUGCAAAGAAAUUUAAUGAAAAUAUCGGUAGUUUUGAAGUUCAAGUGAACAAUAUUAUAAACAAAAACACCUUUGGGAACAUACAAUCCUUACCCGAGUCCGCGUUAGUGCCAAAGGUUCCUACCAAAGAGCCCAAAAUUGUCAAUCUUAGAUGGCAUUAUUUUCCUGCGAUGCAAGCCAAGAGAUUUGAAGGGUAUGAAAAAGGGCCGAUCGCAGAUAAACUCAGGGAAUCUUUUGAUCAAGACUUACUGUACAGCCUGGUUAAAGUAUUAGAAGUGCCAGGGCAGGAAACAAACGAUCAGCCCAGACCAGCCGGACGCGAAGACCGAUUAUCAGUGGUAUCUUCCUCAGAAAUAAUCGUACAGGAAGUGGUGGCCAAACCUGGAAGAAAAAAAACGGAGAUACAGCACGGCGGUGGAAUAAGUUUGGUCGAUGAUCCAAAGAUCGUCGAAACUUAUCUGAAAGAGAUGCAGAGGAUGGAUAAGUUAGACAAACGAUCUAAGACGGGUGAAGUUAAAGCCAAAGGGAAACGACCUUUUACCCACAUCAAGAAUUUUGCACGGCAUUCUUUGUUUAUGCAAGCGACAGAACAUGCGGACAACGAAAAGCUAUUCAAAUGGAACGACUGUAUAAAAUGUUGGAUCGCGAAAUUUUCUGACAUUAGAAAUCUUAUAGUGCCCUAUUUACGGAUGGAGAGAAGAAACAUAAACCAAAUGGUAAUCAAAUGCUCCCAUGAAAACGACAAUUCGCAAUUCAAUUCGACUAUUGAUAUGGAGGCCAAAAAGAAAUCUGCACAGUACAACAUGGACUGGAUUUUCUCAAAAAAAAUGAGAUUCCCGACGCUGUCCUCUCUCUACAAAAUACAAGACAAGCAGCUGUUCUGUGUUAAGAACCCCUACCACGAACCGUACCUGUAUAAAAUCAAAGAGAUGCAUCUCGGUAUGAAGAUCGGGAGGUACCUGAAGAAGGAGCACGGCAUACAGGCCCAAGACAUCAUACCGCCGGAAAUGAUUCUCUCUUACAAACACGAAAAGUCCAUUUUCAUGUAUCCCGGCAUCCAUUUCCUUCCUCUGGAAAUCUUCGACAACCAGUCGUACGACAUUAGGUAAUUCUUUGCCAUACUCAAAUUCCGAACAAUAUUUUCAAUAUUAUCUUGAAAUUCAAUAACUGUUAACGAUAAUUCUUGAAAAUUUGAAAAUCAAAAAUAACUAAUAACUAACAACUAGCAACUGUUCAACGUUUUAAACUGUCUGUUCGUUAUUCUUUUGUUUUCUCUCUGGAG
Cimex lectularius (bed bug) is the source of this 5353-nucleotide messenger RNA. RefSeq lists its product as uncharacterized. The coding region runs from base 186 to 5180 and encodes 1664 amino acids. Lineage: Eukaryota; Metazoa; Arthropoda; Insecta; Hemiptera; Cimicidae. The record is from RefSeq and is a predicted model, not a curated record. The transcript is spliced from 16 exons.